Messenger RNA from Penicillium macrosclerotiorum, 723 nucleotides. RefSeq names its product pyridoxamine 5'-phosphate oxidase family protein. The transcript is spliced from 2 exons. Gene Ontology annotation, cellular component: nucleus; cytoplasm. The record is from RefSeq and is a predicted model, not a curated record. Bases 1 to 723 code for a protein of 240 amino acids. Lineage: Eukaryota; Fungi; Ascomycota; Eurotiomycetes; Eurotiales; Aspergillaceae.
AUGGCGGAAUCUCUCAAUCCUCCCCUCUCCUAUGAGGCUUCCGAUACCACCACACAUCGCCAUGCAGCGACCUCCCUCCCCACUGAGGUUGUCUCAUGCCUGAAGAACUCUCGUUUCCUGCAUCUAGCAACAUGCGAUAACUUGACCCCGCACAUAUCCCUCAUGUCCUACACCUACCUCCCCUCGACUCCGUAUGACCCGUACCCGACCAUCAUCAUGACCACCAAUCCCGCCUCGCGCAAGACCAAUCACCUCCUCUCCAACCCGCGCGUCUCUCUCUUGGUUCACGACUGGGUUUCGCAUCGGCCUCCGACCCGUGCUCCCAAUCCGCAUGGCGAACGUGAGGGAUCGCCACCCCCAGCGGCAACCCGCUCCUCGCUGGCUAGCCUGCUGCUCAACCUGAACACUAGUGCGUUGUCGAGCAUCUCCACAACCAUCACCGGCGAGGCCCGAUUCCUUGAGCCCGGGUCCGAGGAAGAAUCCUGGUGUAAGGAACGCCACUUGGAAAACAAUACCUUCGAGGAGGAGGAAAUCAACCUGUUUGGCCAGCAGCAACGGCAGGAUCCCCAUGCUAGACGGCCCAGCAUGGUUAUUGACACUGAUGUCCGGGUAGUUACCGUCCAGGUACGGGAAGGCCGCAUCGCGGACUGGAAGGGUGGAGUUCGGGACUGGAUCUUGCUCCCGACGGAGGAGGCCCAGGCGGGCCUUGUCAAUGGCUUGUAG